GUAUGUGUGUGAUAUUAACAAGUGGCUGUUGCAAGCUCAGUUAGUAUGCGCGACGCAAAUCGUUUGAAGAGCCUAACAAAGUUCAUAAACGUGCUUUAAAAAGCACGUUAAUUUAUUGCAAAAAUAAUGUAACGUAUAGAUAAUAUUAUUUCAAGAGAUAUGGACCCAGAGAGUAUAGGAAAAGAAACAAUUGUAAAAGUAACCGAUUGGUUACGCGGAAUGUGGGAAAUGAGACGUCGUAAUAGCCCGGUUCAACAAUGGGUUGACUCAAUACCCUUGCCUUUAAAAUCAAAUCUACCUGUUACGAUAGACGUUAAGCCUAGCACUUCUGCAACACCAACGCCAGCUAAAGACAUUCCACUUUUGAAAGGCAAUUAUUCAAAGAUUCCAACAAUGACUGUAUCAGCUCCUAUCAACGUUCCUAGCACACCAGCAAUCAAUAAUAUGUGUAGAAUACCUAGUUCUCUUCCUCAUGCUAGACUUGCACGAGAUCAGAGUUUUCAAUCGGACAGUAGCCAUUGCAGUAGUAUAGAAAGUUUGUUAGAGCUGAGAAAAGCAGAUCCUGAGGCUGUUUUAUUUAGUCUUGGAUUCGGCGGUUGUUCCAAUAGUCCUCAAGAAAGCGGCCCGUUGUCUCGUAUACCUAAAAGGUUCUUACAGCCAUCUAAAUUAAAAGGAAUUGCUAUUAAUGACUUUGUUAAACAACAACAAGAAACAAGUGAAUCUUUUGAUUCCGUAUCUUUAGGAUAUAGGGGUCUAACAGGUUCGCCAUAUGUAGCACCAUCUGAAAUAGUCCAGAAAAUCAUGGAACGAUUGCGCGAACAUGAGUCACAUGAAAUGGAUGCAUGUGCAAUAUAUAAUGCUUAUGAACAAUCCAACAAAAUGUAUCCGCAACCUAAACAUUCCGUAUUAUCGCCAGACAACAGACAAUUUUUGGAGCAGCCACGUUCAAAAAGCCCUGACAUGCGCAAUAAGCGUAUGAUUAUUGGACAAAAGUCUUUUGCUUUUGGACACAAUGGAGAUUUAAUUGAGAUAUGCUUACCAAAUACAAAAGAAAUAUCACACAAAAAAGAGGAUAAUUAUUGUACUAUUAGCGAUAUUUCUAAAUUAAGAGAAUUAAAGGGAAUUCAUAUGAAGACAGAAAAAUCAUCCAUUAAAAAAUUAGAUGAUGAAUCUAUUAAAAGAAAAUUACUCGAUGAAUUUAACGGUAGUACUGAAUCUUAUGAAACUGACGAAUCACUGUUGCAACCAAGUAAUUACUUCAAUGACCAAAUAAAUGUUAAUAUGAAAUGUAAAGUAGAAGAUAAAGAAAAGUCCAAAUCAACAGCUACUAUAACUGAAAACGAUGAUAAAAUUCCUUUUAAAUAUGUUGGUAUUCGACGUGCUAGCGAAGGAUUCGAUGAAGUUAAUUUAGGAGAGAAUAAUUUCAUUCCGGAUGGUAGAAGAUUUAGUGAUAGUAUAAUCAUUAAAAAUCAAAUUAAUGAAGGCCUAUUAAAUAGAAGAAAAAGUUUGAAACGUCAAGCAAGAGUAAACGAGUUCGAUGUCGAUAAUUUCUACAGUUCCAGUCCAAUAGUAUUUAAAGAUAAAAUCGUACAAGAUAAAAAAUCUGAAUCUGACUUGACACCCGACUUAUAUGCAACAUCCAAAAAGAUAACAAACAUUCAAGAAAUAAAUUUAGAAUCUACACAAGAAGUCGAGUGUUUGAGUAAAGAAAAAGUCAACGAAACUUAUGGUCCAUUUAAAAGUUACAAAUACGCCCCAAGUAUAAGCACAAAUACGUCUAGUACAUCAUUAUCUACAACGAGUGUAUUAAAACCGACAAAAGGUACUAAAUGUUGUAAAAAAAAAAAUCAAGUUUGCGAUUGCAAAGAAAAGUUAGAUACAAUUUAUAAAGCCGAAGACAUGCACGGGGAAUGUUACUGUCAAUUCGAUGACAAUAAAUGUUGGGAGAAGGUAGAAAAAAUAAUGCAAGAAAAUAAAAAAUUAGAGGAUAUCGUAGCUAAGAGCAGAAUAGAAAUGGCAGAAAUCCGUGACAUGUUAAAUAGCGUUUUAUCCGUUAGAAUGGAACCUGGUUUUUGAUUGAUAUAGAAUCAUCGGAAAAGUUACUUAAAUGAAUUUUCAGAAAGUAUUAAUGAUUUAAUAGAUACUAUUUACUUAACUGAAUUAAAAACAACAAAUAAUAUAUAUUCUAGGAGAAGUUAUCUAAGAUAAUUUUUAAACGCUUUUUCUAAAUACUUUUUAAAAAUCUUUUACUCUCUCUUAUAUAUAUAAAAUAAUAGAAAUAUAGGAGCCUACAAUCUAAUAAAGAAAUAACUAAGAAAACAUUAAUUUGCUAAAAAAAAUCAGUUAAAAUGCCAGCAAAAACCGCAAUAAAAAGAAAUCUCAAUAUAUAGAAAAAUAUUAUAAGUCUACAGUGGGUGAUUAGUUAAAAAACAGUUUGGACUGUGAAUAAAUCGGAUAACAAACACAUGUUCUGAUAACGAACGACUUCACAGAACAAACACAAGAAGAUUGGUUAGCGAAUAUUAUCUUUGAACAGAUUAUGUUCGUUAACCGUUCACCUACUGUAUUAAAUUAGUUUACUUUUAUGUGUAUAAAUCUAUAUACAUACAUAUUAUGUAUAUAUUUACAUAAAUAUCUUUUAAAAGAAAAAAGAUAUUUUCUCGGUAUUGAUUAGAAUACAAACACAAUAUGCAGCAGUGUUUUAUUUUUUAAAACGUAAUUAUUUUUUAAUACGGGACUGUGGAUAAAUACAAAAAGAUAUACACUGCUUUAUAUUAUCUAAUAUUUUGGAAAUAUGCAUAUUGUUAAAUUGUUUUGUAAAGUCAGGAUUUUAAAGUGACAAACAUGUCGAUAUAUAAACAUUUCUAUUUAAAUAUUUUUA
This is a messenger RNA of Polistes canadensis, 2881 nucleotides long. RefSeq lists its product as uncharacterized. Gene Ontology annotation, molecular function: signaling receptor binding. The transcript is spliced from 6 exons. Lineage: Eukaryota; Metazoa; Arthropoda; Insecta; Hymenoptera; Vespidae. The record is from RefSeq and is a predicted model, not a curated record. The coding region runs from base 160 to 2076 and encodes 638 amino acids.